AUGACAACAACAGUGUAUGGAAAGUUAACACCGUCGUCUUCGGACUCGUCGAUGGAUCACCAGAAGUCCAAAUUGUGGACUAUGGACACUACCCCACAAGAUAUAACCGUCGUCCACCCAUAUCUCUCUCAUAUUGCUUUUAGUAAUACGCUUAAGUUUUACCUUAAUGGCCGUUUGAUGGUCGUGAAGAACCCCAAUCCUGAGGGAACAUUGCUUGAUUUCAUUAGAACUCAAGCGAAUCUUACUGGAACGAAACUAUGCUGUUCAGAGGGCGGCUGUGGUGCAUGUACAGUGACCGUCGCUGAAUUCGACCAGGAAAAGUCGACCAUCAGGUAUCAAGCAGUCAACUCCUGUAUCGUACCGCUUAUUUCAGUCGAUGGCAAGCAUCUGAUAACUGUAGAGGGGAUAGGAUCAACAAAUGAUCCUCAUCCAGUUCAAGAGCGGAUGGCUAAAUUUCACGGAUCGCAGUGUGGAUUCUGUACACCUGGAAUUAUUAUGAGCAUGUAUGCUUUAUUGCGAAGCAAAAAUGGCACAGUUUCCAUGGAGGAAGUUAGCGAAGCUCUAGAUGGAAAUUUGUGUCGCUGUACCGGUCUGAUACCCAUCCUCGAUGGCCUGAAUAGUUUUGCCUAUGACAGUGAGCAUUACAACAAAAUCAAACAGUAUCCAAAGGAUGCCAGCUUUGUAUGUUCGAAGGGUGCUGACUGUUGCAGGAAUAAAGCAAACAAGGACGGUGAAACCGAAUCGAAUUCUAACCCAGACAUGGAGAUCGACAUGACUGAACUCUUCUCCCCGGACGGGCUCUCUUUGAAAUCCUAUGAUCCAAAAAGAGAUUUGGCAUUUCCUCAAAGGCUGCAGCAGAUGCCAGUACAACCAAAAUUUUAUGGUAAUGAAUACAAAGUCUGGUUCAAGCCUACAACAAAAGCUCAGCUAUUGCAGGUCAAAGCCAUAUACCCAAAGUCCAAGAUUGUAGCUGGUGCGUCAGAGGUUCAAGUCGAAGUGAAAAUGAAAGCUGCUGACUACAAAGUAAACAUAUUUGCCAAUGAUAUUAAAGAGCUCAAAGGCUGGGAGUAUCAGGAUGGUUUUGGGUUGACCGUUGGAGGAAACAUAUCCCUUUCCGAUUUAGAACAUGUUUGUGGAAAUUUAAGCAAGAAGCUCGGUUCAAGAGGAAUGGUCUACGGUUGCAUCAACAAACAGUUGAAAUAUUUUGCCGGGAGACAGAUUAGAAAUGCAGGAACACCUGCGGGCAAUAUUUUCACUGCCUCUCCAAUUGCGGAUUUGAAUCCCGUGUUAGUUGGAGCUAGAUCUAUUGUGACCACGGAAAAGCUUGAUGCUUGUUCUGACAAGAUUACAGUGGAGUCAUUUGACCUCUCUGAUAAUUUUUUCACAGGUUAUAGGCAACACAAGCUGGAUCCAGAGAGCGUAAUCACUAAAAUAUUCAUCCCAGAAACUAAAGAUAAUGAAUAUAUUUCCUCCUUUAAACAAAGCAAAAGAAAAGAUGAUGACAUUGCCAUAGUUUCCGCUUGUUUAAGAGUUCAACUCGAUGACUUGGGAAAUGUAGUGGACUCAACACUUGCUUACGGAGGUAUGGCGCCUAUGACUACUACUAGCAAGAAUACUGAAUCAUUUAUUCAAGGUAAGAGUAUUUUUGAAGAAUCCUUCCUGCAAGGUGCCAUUGAGGCUCUUGAUAAGGACUAUCCAUUACCGUAUAGUGUUCCUGGAGGAAUGGCUACGUAUCGAAGAACCUUGACAUUUUCAUUUUUCUUCAAAUUGUGGCAAACAAUGUUGAGAGAAUUUCAACCAACCGAUCUGGAUGCAUUAAUGAAACCAGCGUCUAGCCUUUGCGAUGUAGACUCAAAUCAAGAGGUUACCAGAAAUUUUCCCCGUGGUACAAGGGAUCUAACUACUCCAUUUGAAGAAGGCUCCAUUGUUGGAAAACCAGUGCCACAUUUAUCUGGUUUAAAGCAAGCUAGUGGAGAAGCUGUUUAUGUUGACGAUAUCCCACCUCAUCACAACGAACUUUUUGCUGUGAAUAUCACUUCUGCCCGACCCCAUGCUAAGAUAUUAUCUGUCAACUACGAUGAAGCGUUGGAAGUCGAAGGUGUUAUGGGAUAUGUGGAUAUCAAUGACGUGCCAUCGAAACAUGCUAACCUUUAUGGUCCUUUGCCAUUCGGUAAGCAGCCAUUCUUUGCGGAUGGAGAAGUGUUCUACGUUGGACAGACUAUUGCUGUGAUCUUGGCUCGUGAUAGGGAACGUGCUGCUGAAGCAGCUAGAAAGGUCAAAGUUGAAUACGAAGAUCUUCCGAAUAUUAUCAGUGUCGAAGAUGGUGUUGAACAGAAGUCAUUUUUCCCUGAUUCCCGUAAAUAUGAAAAGGGAGACACUAAAGCUGCUUUCGAAGAGUCUGAUUAUGUGUUUGAAGGUCAGGUUCGAAUGGGAGCUCAAGAGCACUUCUACUUUGAGCCACAAGGGUGCUUGGUGGUACCUGAGGAAGAUGGGGAAAUGAAAGUUUACUCGUCUUCGCAGAAUCCAACAGAAACACAGGAAUAUGCAGCUCACAUCACAGGCGUCCCUAUUAAUCGAAUUGUAGCCAGAGUCAAAAGACUAGGCGGAGGGUUUGGUGGUAAAGAGUUGAGUCCUGUCUCCUAUUCUUCAGUUUGUGCCCUGGCAGCCAAGAAAUUCAAAAGUCCUGUACGAAUGAUAUUGUCCAGAGGAGAGGAUAUGAUGACUUCAGGCCAAAGACAUCCCUUCCUGAUGAAGUACAAAAUCGGUGUCAAUAAGGACUACAAAUUCACUGCAGUAGAGGCUACCCUGUAUGCAAACGCUGGCUGGAGUAUGGAUUUGACAAGGGGAGUUGUUGAUCGAGCCGUGUUUCAUUCCUUAAAUUGCUACUUUAUUCCAAAUGUCGUUAUCGAAGGAAUACCAGUCAUGACCAACACUGCUUCAAAUACUGCUUUUAGGGGAUUUGGGGCCCCGCAAGGAAUGUUUUUGGCUGAGUCAAUGGUAACAAGAGUCAGUGAAGAGUUGCGGGUAAAUCCAGACGUUAUUCGGGAUCUCAAUUAUUUCAAAGUUGGGCAGACAACUGGAUACAAACAACCUAUAGAUGAGGAUUUCACUGUUCCUGAACUUGUGCUUCAAAACAAAAAAGAAGCGAAGUUUGAUCAACUCGUAGAGGAGGUGAAGGAAUUCAACAGUAAAUCCAAAUGGAUCAAAAGGGGUAUUUCUCAUAUCCCCACUAUGUUUGGAGUCUCAUUUGGAGUAUUAUUUCUGAACCAAGGAGGAGCACUACUUCACAUUUAUCAGGAUGGGUCGGUGCUGGUAUCUCAUGGUGGUGUUGAAAUUGGCCAAGGUCUUAAUACCAAAAUGACAAUGAUUGCCGCCAAAGAGUUGGGUGUUCCUUUAGACAAAUGUUUUAUAAGUGAAACUUCCACCCAAAGUGUUCCCAAUACGUCGGCAACUGCAGCAUCUGCAGCCUCCGAUUUGAAUGGUAUGGCAGUGAAGAAUGCUUGUGACAAACUCAAUGAAAGGCUAUCUCCUGUGAAAGAAAAGCUAGGAGACUCGGCCACAUGGGAGGAUAUUAUUCGAACAGCUUAUCUUGACCGAAUUUCUCUCUCUGCAACUGGAUUCUACAAAACUCCAAAGAUUGGAUAUGUGUUCGGGGAUCCAAACCCCAAGCCUGCAUUUUUCUACUAUACACAGGGCUCAGCAAUCAGUGUAGUCGAAGUCGAUACUUUGACUGGAGAUUGGUCAUGCCUAAGCUCCCAUAUUAAAAUGGACCUUGGGAGGCCGAUAAACCAUGCAAUCGACACAUAUCAAAUAACGGGCGCAUAUAUGCAGGGAGUCGGACUUUGCACAAUGGAGCAAAGUCUCUGGCUGCGUAACAAUGGGCGCCUCUUUACAACCGGGCCUGGCGCUUACAAAGUGCCUGGAUUUAGAGAUUUGCCUCAAAAAUUCCACGUUUCUAUUCUCAAAGACCGCGAGUUCAAGCAUCUAGACACAAUAUGGAGAUCCAAAGGCAUAGGUGAACCGCCUCUGUUCUUGGGAUUCAGCGUUCAUUUCGCACUACGUGAUGCUAUAGCAACUGCUAGAAGGAGUCAAGGCAUCGAGGAAGGGUGCAAUGGCCUACCCUUCAGAAGUCCAUUGACCACAGAACGUAUCAGAACCAUGAUGGCUGAUCCUAUUCUUUUGGCGGCUCAAGUGCCCGCCGAAGGCAAUGAGUGGUUCAUUGAGGCCUAG
Komagataella phaffii GS115 is the source of this 4230-nucleotide messenger RNA. RefSeq lists its product as hypothetical. The record is from RefSeq and is a predicted model, not a curated record. NCBI's taxonomy places the organism in Eukaryota, Fungi, Ascomycota, Pichiomycetes, Pichiales, Pichiaceae. Gene Ontology annotation, molecular function: 2 iron, 2 sulfur cluster binding; iron ion binding; FAD binding. Bases 1 to 4230 code for a protein of 1409 amino acids. The transcript has a single exon.